AUGGCUCCUCCGGCGACAGCGACCGCGCACAUGGCUACAACAACGCUCAAGGUUGAAGGUAUGACAUGCGGCGCAUGCACUUCUGCCAUCGAGUCGGGUUUCCAGGGCGUCAAGGGAGUAGGGAAUGUGUCGAUAAGCUUAGUGAUGGAGCGUGCUGUUAUCCAGCACGAUCCCGAGGUCAUCACCGCGGAAGAAGUCAGGGAGAUCAUCGAUGACAGGGGGUUCGAUGCAGAAGUGCUCUCGUCGGAUCUACCAAUGUCGCAUAGUGCAGAUGAUCAUUUCCUGAGCGACUCCGAAGAUGAAGAGGAGGAAAUGAAUGGAAACAUUUCCACCACCACACUCUCGGUUGGUGGAAUGACAUGCGGAGCGUGUACAUCCGCCGUGGAAGGCGCUUUCAAGGACGUAGCUGGACUCAAGUCUUUCAGCAUAUCACUUCUCUCCGAGCGCGCUGUCAUCGAACACGACACUACAAUUAUAACCCCGGAGAAGCUGGCCGAAACGAUAGAAGAUGUUGGCUUUGACGCGCAGGUGCUGGAUACCGUGGCCGCGACACCAGCACCGAGGAAGAGCAAGGGUCGGAAACAGCAGAAAACAAUGACGACGACUGUCGCUGUUGAGGGCAUGACAUGUGGCGCAUGCACAUCAGCCAUUGAGAGCGGGUUCAAGGACGUUGAGGGUGUAUACCAGUUCAACAUUAGUUUGCUCGCCAAUCGUGCCGUGAUCGUCCACGAUCCCUCCAAGCUCACCGAGGAGCAGUUGGUAGAGAUCAUCGAGGACCGAGGAUUCGACGCCAAUGUCUUGUCGUCCGUCGACAGUAGUAUACAGCAGUCAUCAGCAGCCAACGUACCUGUACAACUCAAGAUCUAUGGAAUGCCCAACUCUAGCGCUGCUCAAGAACUCGAAGGAUUGUUGCGAAAACGAUCUGGAAUUACCUCCGCAACCAUCAACUUCGGAACUUCAAGGGCCACUAUUCAACGUGAGCCUCAAAUCAUUGGUCUGCGAGCCAUCGUGGAGGCUGUAGAAGCAGCUGGAUACAACGCGCUUGUCGCGGACUCUGAAGACAAUGAUGCCCAACUGGAGUCUCUGGCAAAGACAAAAGAAAUCCAGGAAUGGAGAAGAGCUGUGGUAUUCUCCGCCUGGUUUGCAGUUCCCGUGUUCUUGACAAGCAUGUUCAUCCCCAUGUUCCUGCCAUUCAUCAACUACGGUGGUAUACGCCUCAUUCCCGGUUUAUAUCUUGGCGACGUGAUAUGUCUGGUCCUCACGAUCCCAGUUCAGUUCGGCAUCGGAAAGCGCUUCUAUGUGUCUGCAUACAAAUCGCUAAGCCAUGGUUCUCCCACGAUGGACGUUCUUGUCGUGCUUGGUACCUCGUCCGCCUUCUUUUUCAGUAUCUUUUCGAUGCUGGUAUCGCUCUUGAUUUCCCCACAUACCAAGCCGACAACACUCUUUGACACCAGUACUAUGCUGAUCACGUUUAUCAGCUUGGGCCGUUACCUCGAGAACAAGGCGAAGGGUCAAACUUCCAAGGCGCUUUCUAACCUCAUGUCCCUGGCCCCAUCCAUGACCACUAUCUACGCGGAUCCUAUCGCUGCUGCGAAAGCUGCUGAGGACUGGGACGUCAAGGAAGAAAAGAUGGAGCGCAAGUCAACUGAUGGCAAUGCUGUUGAAGAGAGGGUCAUUGCUACCGAGCUCAUCGAAGUUGGUGACGUGGUCAUACUUCACCCAGGAGACAAGCUUCCCGCUGAUGGCACAGUAACACGUGGAGAAUCGUACCUUGAUGAGAGCAUGGUUACAGGUGAAGCUAUGCCCAUCCUCAAGAAGAAGGGCGCAUUAGUUAUGGCCGGUACUGUGAACGGAAACGGACGUCUGGAAUUUCUUGUUACUCGAGCCGGCCGUGAUACUCAGCUCAGUCAGAUUGUGCGCCUUGUCCAGGAAGCGCAGACAAGCCGCGCCCCGAUCCAACGCCUUGCAGACACCGUUGCUGGUUACUUCGUCCCUAUCAUUAUCACUCUCGGUCUCGCAACUUUCGUUGGAUGGAUGGUACUCAGCCACGUCCUACCCUACCCGCCUAAAGUCUUCCUCGAUCACGCUAGUGGCGGAAAGUUUAUGGUUUGCAUCAAACUCUGCAUCGCUGUCAUCGUCUUCGCCUGUCCAUGUGCCCUGGGUCUUGCGACACCUACCGCUGUCAUGGUUGGUACUGGUGUUGGAGCUGAGCAAGGUAUCCUCGUUAAGGGUGGUGCUGCUCUCGAGACUGCCACCAAAAUCAACCAUGUCAUCUUUGACAAGACCGGCACGCUUACUGUGGGCAAGAUGAGCGUAUCUCAAGCCGAUAUACAAGGAGGCUGGGAAAGCACGGAAAAGAAGAACCUCUGGUGGACGCUCAUUGGACUUGCGGAAAUGGGCUCUGAGCAUCCCAUCGCCAAAGCCAUCGUUCUCUCUGCGAAGGAGCAUCUCCGUCUGGGACCUGACGGUAGCUUAGACGGCUCUGUUGGAGACUUUGAAGCUGUCGUCGGUAAAGGCAUUACCGCGACGGUCGAAGCAGCCAUCUCUCGCGAGCGCACCCGCUACACGGUCCUUAUUGGUAACACAGCCUUCCUCACCUCCAAGGGUGUCAAUGUCCCGGACUUUGUUGAAGAACCUCUUACACCUGCUGCGAAUGCCAAUCCUCGAGGCGGGUCUCAGAACCGCUCUGCUGGCAUCACCACGAUUCAUACCGCUAUUGGUAACACCUACACUGGCACGUUGAGCUUGUCUGACACUAUCAAGCCUUCGGCUCGCGCUGCAGUUCUUGCGCUAUCACGUCUGGGUAUAUCAUCUUCCAUUGUUACCGGUGAUACAUCCGCUUCCGCCCUUGUUGUCGCAGCGGCGGUUGGCAUUGACGCUUCAGACGUCCAUGCUUCGUCCACACCCGCAGACAAGAAAGCUAUCGUCGAAGACCUCCAGUCUCGCGGUAAAGUGAUCGGCAUGGUUGGGGACGGUAUCAACGAUUCCCCUGCGCUCGCUUCUGCCGACAUUGGCAUUGCCCUCUCUACUGGUACGGACGUCGCUAUGGAAGCUGCGUCUAUUGUUCUUAUGACCAACACGGAUCUUCUUGCCAUUCCGGCUUCCCUAGUGCUCAGCCGUGAUAUCUUCUUCCGCAUCAAGCUGAACCUGGCGUGGGCGUGCAUGUACAACUUCAUUGGUCUUCCCUUCGCAAUGGGCUUCUUCCUGCCCUGGGGCCUUUCACUCCACCCAAUGGCUGCUGGUGCGGCGAUGGCAUGCUCAUCUGUCAGUGUCGUCCUCAGCUCUCUACAUCUCAAGUUCUGGAGUAGACCUAGCUGGAUGAAGGUCAGUGUACUCGAUCCCGGUGCGCCAAUCGAUGAAAAGGAAGCGGAAAUGGAGAAGCAGAGUAAGAUUGGCGUGUUCUCUACCCUCAAGGACUGGAUCAGUGAUGCGUGGGCUGCGAGGAAGAGGAAUAAGGAGGAGACCAGCUACAUGCCGUUGAGGGAUAUGGGAGAUCAGUAG
Messenger RNA from Alternaria postmessia, 3501 nucleotides. RefSeq lists its product as uncharacterized. The record is from RefSeq and is a predicted model, not a curated record. Gene Ontology annotation, molecular function: P-type divalent copper transporter activity; copper ion binding; ATP hydrolysis activity. The transcript has a single exon. NCBI's taxonomy places the organism in Eukaryota, Fungi, Ascomycota, Dothideomycetes, Pleosporales, Pleosporaceae. Gene Ontology annotation, cellular component: membrane. Gene Ontology annotation, biological process: copper ion homeostasis; monoatomic cation transport. Bases 1 to 3501 code for a protein of 1166 amino acids.